This is a messenger RNA of Sabethes cyaneus, 4657 nucleotides long. It is a transcript of the gene Sema1a, whose product is annotated as semaphorin-1A. The record is from RefSeq and is a predicted model, not a curated record. The transcript has 22 exons. Gene Ontology annotation, biological process: positive regulation of cell migration; negative regulation of axon extension involved in axon guidance; neural crest cell migration. NCBI's taxonomy places the organism in Eukaryota, Metazoa, Arthropoda, Insecta, Diptera, Culicidae. Gene Ontology annotation, molecular function: chemorepellent activity; semaphorin receptor binding. Bases 2075 to 4486 code for a protein of 803 amino acids.
UCGUUGUCGUCUUGUGCUGCGGAUUUUGUGUGAUAUUCAAAAUGUCUACCAGCGCGGAGAACUGAAUCAGGAACUAGGAAAAAACAGCCCUUCCGCAGCGGGGUCUUGUUCCAUUGGAGAUAGUUAAUUGUGUGGUGUUAAUGUGGGAAGUGUUUGAUAACCGGUGUUAAUCGCGAGGAAAAUUCACAACCCGCAAACAAGUAAUUUGCUUUAUGUCCUCUGUACCUACCGUCGCAGUUACAGUCGUCGUUGUCGCUCUUUAGUGUGUUCGGUGGAUUUUUAGGUUUUCGGUGUGUUCCGUGUGCAGUGUUUUCAGAAGUUUCUUGGUUGACCGGCUGCGAAACCAAAAUCCAACCAUAGGCAACAAAAUUCUUCCGACCGCGGACGCCAAGUACGAGGACAAAGCGUACAUUUUCUGAAAAAAUAAUGGAAAAGAUUACGUGAAAAUGGGACACUCAGAUCGAACCCGCUUUUCACCGGAGAUUGCGUAAAAACUGUUUCCGCUGUUUCCUGUUUUAAUGAUUUUCGGUCUGCACGGAAUUUCCUUUCGUGAAAAUCGAAUUUUUCACCCUCUUGCGGUGUUGAGUGAAAAUUGGUGAUGCAGCUCGUCUGUUCAACAUAGAAAAAUAAACUUCGUGUCGUUCAGCAUAAAUUUAUGCAUGGUGCCAGUGCCAUAUCAAGCAUAGUGCAGAAGGAAAUCAAAUUAGAAUUCACAGAAUCCCUCGAGCGGUGCUGCCUUACCACCCCAGUAGGGAAGGAAUGUAAAUAUCGAAGAAGAGGAAAAAACAAGAAAAUCAAUAUUUACUACGCUACUCGAAGAGAGCAAAAGCAAAAAGGCAGAGCGAAUGUGCGUGUGUGUUCGUCCGGCUGGUGGCAUGUAGAAAGAAGAGAGAUCAAGAGUGUGGAAGCAGCGAGAGAUAACAAAACAGAAUAGAUUUUGAUAGGAGAAGGAAGGGAAAGAUAAGGAGGCUGUGUGUCGUGCCGUUUUGGUUGUGGCGCAGGUUAAGAGUGUGCAAAGAAUAAGAAGAGUGAAUGCGACAAAAGUUCUGUGAUUAAUGAUAGUGAAAGCCCUUGAUGGGAGCAGCACAAAAGAAGCAAGCUGAUGAUACACGGAAAGCCCUACAGUACAGCACAGGUUCAUAUAUAUGAACUAUCGAGGGAAGGAAAAAUUAAAAAAUCGUUUGCCUGUCGCAAUAAACCGAGGAGCGGAAAAAGUGAUUGUGAUUGAAUAAGAUUUGGUAUAAUUACUGAUGUGAAUGAUUUCCUUGGUGUCAACAGAUAAUGCUAGUGAAACGCAUAUUAGAGUAUAGUUAUGAGCCUUUCUGAAUUCUAUGCCCUGCGUGCUAGUGUCUGAAGCUGUGGAUGCUAAUAUUUAUUCUGCUAAAGUUUAUUGAUUAAAAAGUAGUAAAAUAUCAAAAAGAUACAUACGUAUUACCGGGAUGGCUGGACGCGUAUUAUCCCAUUAUUAAUCCUAAAAUCUAAGCCAAUUGAUAUCGACGAAUAUUACUGAAACCGCUUUCCAAUUUUUGCAACAAUAUCAUAUUGCUAACAUAAAUAACCAGUAAAAGUGCUAAUUAUAUUACCAAUCAAAAACUUUCCACAAAUAUUCGCAUAAUAUAUUCAUCACACCAAAGGUAGCUACGUUAGAGAUUCUUUUCUCGUUUUCCAUUUGCAAAUUGAAUGUGGCAUUCCCAAUCAUCAUAUGAUCAAUAAUAAUAAACAAGAAUUUGCUCUAUAAAUAGCCCGGCCGGGAAUACUAAAGUGAUCAACAAAAAUAGUAGUGCUUUCAAGUUAUCCAAUCGUGCAUCCUAGGCUAGUUUUUUAGCGGUUUUCUCUCUAUCUCGGAAAAUAGGUGAUAAAAGUUAUUGACGGCAUCAGCAGUUUGUCUCCCGCCAAAGCUACAUUGCGGUGCGCGGGUUUUGGCGUUGAUGUGUUAAUUAUUACCGGAAGUGAUCAAACGGAGUCGGCCCUGGCAACUGCGCUACUGCCGUGCGGGAAGGUGUGCUGCUAAUUGGCCGGUAACGGGUGGGUGGUUGCAAAAGUUGCAUCCACCGGUUUGGUCUCUGCCGCAAUCAUGUUGUCGUCGUCGGUCGGUCGUUCCGAUAGAUCCCGCCGAUCGUUAUGCCGUCGCCAUCAGUAUCGGCUGCCGGGUGGACAGCAGAUUGUGGCGUUCAUUGUUGUAGCCGUGUUCGUUGUUGGAAACUUAUGUGCCUGGCAGGAGAAUGCUCGCCCGAAGCUCUACGUGUCAUUAGCCGAUGAAGAGUACCUCAAGUUCCAGGGAAAUGAAUCGACGAUCGACUAUUUCAAACUAGUUCUUCGGGAUGCCACCAGCAACAGUUUGCUGGUGGGUGCAAGGAACAUCGUGUACAACCUAAGUAUAUACGAUCUGAGUGAACAGACUCGGUUGGUGUGGUUCUCCUCGGAGGAUGACAUCAAAAUGUGCGUGAUGAAAGGCAAAGAUGAGGAUCUCUGUCAAAAUUACAUCCGUGUGCUGGCGCUGCCAACGCCCGAAACGCUGCUCAGCUGUGGCACCAAUGCGUUUCGGCCCAUGUGCCGCGUGUACGGCAUCAACGGCAACAGCUACUCGGUCGAGUCGGAAAAACCCGGCCAGGCCGUAUGUCCGUACGAUCCAGCGCACAACUCGACGGCUGUGUUUGUUGAUAACGAACUUUACUCCGGCACCGUGGCGGACUUCAGCGGGCUCGAUCCAAUUAUCUACAGGGAACCGUUGCAGACCGAGCAGUACGACAGUUUGAGCCUAGAUGCUCCCAACUUCGUCGGAUCAUUCACGCAAGGUGACUUUGUUUACUUCUUCUUCCGCGAGACGGCGGUCGAGUUUAUCAAUUGUGGCAAGGCCGUUGUAAGUCGUGUCGCACGUGUCUGCAAGUGGGACAAAGGUGGUCCGCAUCGGUUCAAGAAUCGUUGGACAACCUACCUCAAGUCGCGUCUAAACUGCUCGAUGCCGGGUGACUUCCCGUUCUACUUUGACGAAAUACAAUCAACCAGCAGUCUGAUAGAGGGUCGAUACGGCCACAGCAAUUCCAAGCUCAUCUAUGCCGUAUUCACCACGUCAACCAACGCUAUCGCUGGCUCAGCCAUAUGUACCUUCUCGCUGCAGGAUAUCGCCGACACGUUUGAAGGAAACUUCAAGGAGCAAAGUGGAUUAAACUCUAAUUGGCUACCUGUUAACCCAUCGAUGGUACCGGAUCCGCGACCUGGCUCGUGCCACAACGACUCGCGAACACUGCCAGAUUUAACACUCAACUUCAAAAAGACGCACUCACUGAUGGAUGAAAAUGUGCCAACAUUUUUCGGCUCACCGAUUUUGACUCGCGUUAGCACAGUCUACCGGUUCGCUGCCAUCGCCGUCGAUUCGCAGAUUAAAACUCCCGGCGGAAAAACAUAUGAUGUGAUUUUCGUUGGUACAGAUCAUGGGAAAAUCAUCAAAACGGUGAAUGCCGAAUCUGCGGACUCCAACAAGAAGGUUUCCUCGGUGGUUAUCGAGGAAAUCGAUGCGCUGCCCACCAGUGAACCGAUUCGGAGCCUGGAAAUUGUACGAACGAUGCAGUACGACACGCCGAAGGACGGAAGCUAUGAUGAUGGAAAAUUAAUUAUAGUCACCGAUACUACCGUGAUAGCGAUUAAAUUACAUCGUUGCAGCAGUGAAAAGAUAACAAGUUGCAGCGAGUGCGUAGCACUGCAGGAUCCGUACUGCGCCUGGGACAAAAUUGCCGGCAAGUGUCGAUCACAUGGAGCCCCUCGGUGGUCGGAGGAGAACUACUUCUACCAGAGCGUUGCCACCGGGGAUCACGCCGCCUGCCCAUCCGGCAAGAUGCCUAAAGAUGCCAACGUUGAAAAGCAAGGAUAUCGAGGUGAUAUUGAUUACGAUCCGCAGCGGCCCAGCAAGGACCAGCCGGGAAAUGACAUGAUUAGCAUAAUGCAAGACAAAAACGCCUACGACGACAAAGGUCCACAGAUAACUCCUGAUCUGAUAAAUGCACAAUACACCGUGGAAACGCUGGUGAUGGCCGUCCUAGCUGGUGCAAUAUUUGCCCUGUUGGUUGGCUUCAUCACUGGUUACUUCUGUGGAAGGCGCUGCCACAAGGAUGAAGACGAUAAUCUGCCCUAUCCGGAUACGGAAUAUGAAUACUUUGAGCAGCGGCAAAAUGUGAAUCGGAUACAAACCGAACCAAAAUUGCUUCCACAGGUCGAAGAAGUGACCUAUGCCGAGCCCGUACUAUUACCUCAGCCAUCUAGUCAGAACAAGAUGCAGCAUUCGCCAAAAAAUACGCUAAGAAAACCGAUGGGCCACCACCAUGGUGUCAACUCGGAAACCCUAUUCCAGUUCCAGCCCGAUGGCUACAAUGCUCGUGAUAAUUACCGAGGUCGUGACAACUUCGGUACUCUCCGAUCCCAUCAAGGUGAUAAUUAUCGUCGCGGUGACGGAUUCUCAACAACAAGAAGUGUUAAAAAAGUGUAUCUCUGAGACGGGAACGGGGCGGCUGAGACCAGCCAGGGACUGAUUAAUCAAAAUAUGCACUUUUAUAUAGGUCCUUAAUACCAAUACUCGUAACAGAAGUCUCGGCCGAAUGAAAAGGCAGCCGCCCCGGCAUGGCAUAGUAACGCAACACCGUUCCGAUAGUCCACAGAAUUCCAG